AUGCUCCCAGCAGCCUCAGUGCUCCCCAGCAGCUCCAGUGCUCUCCAGCAGCUCCAGUGCUCCCAGCAGCUCCAGUGUUCCCAGCAGCGUCAGUGCUCCCAGCAGCUCCAAUGCUCCCAGCAGCCUCAGUGCUCCCCAGCAGCUCCAGUGCUCCCCAGCAGCUCCAGUGCUCCCAGCAGCUCCAGUGUUCCCAGCAGCUUCAGUGCUCCCAGCAGCUCUAGUGUCCCCAGCAGCUCCAGUGCUCCCAGCAGCUCCAGUGUCCCCAGCAGCUCCAGUGCUCCCAGCAGCCCCAGUGCUCCCAGCAGUCCCAGUGCUCCCAGCAGCUCCAGUGUCCCCAGCAGCUCCAGUGCUCCCAGCAGCUCCAGUGUCCCCAGCAGCUCCAGUGCUCCCAGCAGCUCCAGUGUCCCCAGCAGCUCCAGUGCUCCCAGCAGCCCCAGUGCUCCCAGCAGUCCCAGUGCUCCCAGCAGCUCCAGUGUCCCCAGCAGCUCCAGUGCUCCCAGCAGCCCCAGUGCUCCCAGCAGUCCCAGUGCUCCCAGCAGCUCCAGUGCUCCCAGCAGCUCCAGUGUCCCCAGCAGCUCCAGUGCUCCCAGCAGCCCCAAUGCUCCCAGCAGUCCCAGUGCUCCCAGCAGCUCCAGUGUCCCCAGCAGCUCCAGUGCUCCCAGCAGCUCCAGUGUCCCCAGCAGCUCCAGUGCUCCCAGCAGCCCCAAUGCUCCCAGCAGUCCCAGUGCUCCCAGCAGCUCCAGUGUCCCCAGCAGCUCCAGUGCUCCCAGCAGCUCCAGUGUCCCCAGCAGCUCCAGUGCUCCCAGCAGCCCCAGUGCUCCCAGCAGUCCCAGUGCUCCCAGCAGCUCCAGUGUCCCCAGCAGCUCCAGUGCUCCCAGCAGCCCCAGUGCUCCCAGCAGUCCCAGUGCUCCCAGCAGCUCCAGUGCUCCCAGCAGCCCCAGUGCUCCCCAGCAGCCCUAA
Messenger RNA from Canis lupus familiaris (dog), 960 nucleotides. RefSeq names its product putative protein TPRXL. The record is from RefSeq and is a predicted model, not a curated record. Bases 1 to 960 code for a protein of 319 amino acids. The transcript has a single exon. Lineage: Eukaryota; Metazoa; Chordata; Mammalia; Carnivora; Canidae.